GGAGGGAGUGGGACCCGUUCGCUCGCCACUGUGUUUAUCAUCCUUGCCACGGAUACUUAAGUGACACUCUAGUGCUUUCUUAUCACGGGAAUUUAUAUAAAACUACACGCCACAACGCAGAACCUGGAGGAACGACUGCUUAAAAUCGCCUGAUGACGUCAUAAUUCACUCCUCUAUUGGCUGUGACGUCAGGACCUUCUCUGCCUCACGGCUCUCGUCUCCGCGUGGCGUAUGGAAGAAGGCUGCCUUAUUUUGCGAAUUUCCAGCGUAUUUACACCUUAACCGAAGCCGGCGAGCGUACCCACGAGGCGCAGGACACCCAGCUACCAGACGAUCAUCAGGAAAACACGGAAUAAGGCAGCAAGAUGAACGCCGAGAAGCUUGCCAAGUUGCAGCAGCAGGUGCGCAUCGGAGGCAAGGGCAGCGCUCGCCGUAAGAAGAAGGUGGUGCACCGCUCCUCAGCCACCGACGACAAGAAGCUGCAGAACUCACUCAAGAAGCUCACUGUCAACAACAUCUCCGGCAUUGAGGAGGUCAACAUGAUAAAAGAAGACGGCUCAGUCAUCCACUUCAACAACCCCAAGGUGCAGGCUUCUCUUAACGCCAAUACCUUCGCUGUGUCAGGUCACGCCGAGAGCAAACAGAUCACGGAGAUGCUGCCCGGCAUUCUCAACCACCUGAGUGCCGAGGGGUUCAACCAGCUGAAGCGUUUGGCGUCCACCGUCACAACUAGCAACACGUCAGCUGGUGGCAUUGAUGAUGAUGAUGACGAUGUGCCAAUGUUGGUGGAGGACUUCGAGGCUGCAAGCAAGACAGACACAGGAGGAGAGAGUGCUGCUGUAGUGGGGGAGGUGGAGGGGGAGGACAACAUCCCAGAGCUGGUGGACGUGCCCAAUGGUGAGACAGUCGCCCCGCCGCCGCCGCCGCCGCAAGGCAAGGACAGCAAGAAGAAGGGGAAGAAGAAAGAUAAGAAGGAAUCCCAGGACACUAAGACUGAUGCUGCUGCAACUCCUGCCGCCCCUGCAGCAGACAAGAACAAGCCUGCCAAGGGUAAGACUCCUGCUGCCAAGGACACUCCAGCUGCUGCUAAGGAUGCCAAAGCUGCUCCAGCUGCUGCUGCUAAGGACACCCCAGCUGCUCCUGCUGGUGCCAAGGACACCCCAGCUGCUCCUGCUGCUGCCAAGGACACCCCAGCUGCUCCUGCUGCUGCCAAGGACAACAAAGCUGCUCCUGCUGCUGCCAAGGACACCCCAGCUGCUCCUGCUGCUGCCAAGGAAACCCCAGCUGCUCCUGCUGCUGCCAAGGACACUAAAGCUGCUCCUGCUGCUGCCAAGGACACCAAUGCUGCUCCUGCUGCUGCCAAGGACACCAAAGCUGCUCCUGCUGCUGCCAAGGACAACAAAGCUGCUCCUGUUACUGGCAAGGGCAACAAAGGUGCUCCUGCUGCUGCCAAGGACAACAAAGCUGCUGCUGCUGCUGCCAAGGGCAACAAAGCUUCCAAGGACAACAAAGCUCCUGCUCCUGCUGCCAAGGGCAACAAAGCUUCCAAGGACAACAAAGCUCCUCCUGCUGCCAAGGACAACAAAGCUCCUCCUGCUGCCAAGGACAACAAAGCUGCUCCUGCUGCUGCCAAGGACACCCCAGCUGCUAAGGAAAUGCCACCUGCCCCUGCUGCAGCUGCACCAGCUCCAGCUAAGGACACCCCAGCUGCACCAGCUGCUAAGGAAACUCCAUCUGCAACAGCUGCCAAGGAAAUCUCAGCUGAACCAGCUGCUAAGGACACCCCAACUACUCCUGCACCAGCUGCUAAGGAAACCCCAGCUGCACCAGCUACCCCUGCCCCAGCUGCCCCUGCACCAGCUGCUAAGGAAACCCCAUCUACACCAGCUGCCCCUGCACCAGCUGCACCAGCUGCUAAGGAAACCCCAGCUGCCCCUGCACCAGCUGCUAAGGAAACCCCAGCUGCACCAGCUGCCCCUGCUCCAGCAGCACCAGCUGCUAAGGAAACUCCAGCUUCACCAGCUGCCCCUGCCCCAGCAGCACCAGCUGCUAAGGAAACCCCAUCUACACCAGCUGCCCCUGCACCAGCUGCUAAGGAAACCCCAGCUGCCCCUGCACCAGUUGCUAAGGAAACCCCAGCUGCACCAGCUGCCCCUGCCCCAGCAGCACCAGCUGCUAAGGAAACCCCAGCUGCCCCUGCACCAGCUACUAAGGAAACUCCAGCUGCACCUGCCCCAACUGCAAAGGAAACUCCAGCUGCACCAGCUGCCCCUGCCCCAGCAGCACCAGCUGCUAAAGAAACUCCAGCUGCACCAGCUGCCCCUGCCCCAGCAGCACCAGCUGCACCUGCUGUCCCUGCCCCAGCAGCACCAGCUGCUAAGGAAACUCCAGCUGCCCCUGCCCCAGCAGCACCAGCUGCUAAGGAAACUCCAGCUGCACCAGCUGCCCCUGCCCCAGCAGCACCAGCUGCUAAGGAAACUCCAGCUGCCCCUGCCCCAGCAGCACCAGCUGCUAGGGAAACUCCAGCUACACCUGCUGCACCAGCUGCACCAACUACCCCAGCCCCAGCUGCACCAGCUGCCUCUGCCCCAGCCCCUGCUGGACCAACUACUGCCCCAGCUGCACCAACUACUCCAGCCCCUGCUGCACCAGCUGGCCCUGCCCCAGCUGCUAAGGAAACUCCAGUUGCACCAGCUGUCCCUGGACCAGCUACCCCUACUCCAUCUGCCCCUGCCCCAGCUGCUAAGGAAACCCAAGCUGCACCAGCUGUCCCUGCACCAGCUGGUCCAGCCCCAGCUGCACCUGCUAAGGAGACUCCUGCUGCUCCUGCACCUGCUGCUGAUGCCACCAAGACCCCUGUGGCCCCAGCCACACCCCCAAGGCAGCCCCUGCUGCUGCUGGUGCUGCCGGCACCUCCAAAAAGUCUCAGGGUCCUCCCAAGAGUAAACAACCCAAGAAGCCUAAGGGGAAGUAGGCGUCUGACAAACCCUCAGUGCAAGAGAAAGGAGAGGAGAAGAGUCAAGGGGAAGCCACCACCACCACCACCACCACCAGCAAGUCCAACAAGAAGGCUACUAAGAAUGAGACUGCCUCACCUGCCACCACCACCACCACCACCACCACCACUGCUGCCGCUUCCUCCUCCAAGGGUGCCUCCCAGCCUGCCGAGGAGUGAGGGCCUGUCCUGUGGCUCGUCCUGCAGUCUGCUCUGGCCUGCCCGACCCUCCACCAUUGUUACCCGCUGCCACCCGGUUGAUAUUGGCCUGUUCAUGUGCUGGUCUCUUGUUUUUAGUUUAAUUAAGUUGCUCAUUCAUUACACAGAUCAUUGGUUGAUGUGUGGUUUUCUUUUCACGUUUGGCAAAGAUUUUACCGAUCGGUUACGUCUAUUUAUCGUUUACAUGUGUGGUUUUCCCGACGGUGGAAGAGAAGUAGACUAAUUCCUUUCGUUAAUACACUGAUCGAUUGUACUUGUUUUUAUCCUUGACUUCCUUGUGCGUUUAUUGCACUGACAAAGAAGAUUGGUCAUAACUUGCCCUGAGUUCCCUGCGCAUUCUUUUACGCUUACAAAAACCGACUAAAACCUGCCUAUAUUCCCUCAAUAAUUUAAACCUUAUGCCCUCAUUGACAAUUUUGGGGGUUACUACAAUCUUUAGUAACUCCCUCGGUACAAAACAUUAAGAUCUUGACUUGUAGUAGCUGUAGUUGAGGCUGUUAAUCUGUCCCUGUGAGCUCAACACCACAGUACACACCCUAGUAGGCUCGAUGUUACGUCAGGCAGCGUGUGGUUGAGGCUCUUAAUUAGUCCGUACAGCCUCAAUGUGCUACAUUAAACACCUCUAAGGCUCUUGUUAGUGUGUGUGUGGUGAUUGUCUCUUAAUUUGUCCCUCUGACCUAGCCAUCCAACAGUCCACCUCAAAAAAGGCUUGUGUGUGUGGUUAGUUGAGACUUAAUUUGAUCCUGUGACCUUGACAUGCAAUAGUGCACACCUCAAAAGGCUCUUGGCGUGUGGUGGGUUGGACGUGGCCAGGGUGAGGCGGGCAGUCGGUCAGUAGCCAGGCGUGGAGUCAGUCCAUGCCGUCAUUACUUCGUCAAGCUGGUUUAGGAAGCUGUCCAGUGAAGAAUUUAGCAACAACGGCUACAUAAUGCUGCUGUAAACAUGCUAGGACUAUUUUGACUUUUGUGAACAUCAUUAUUAUUAUUAUUAUUAUUAUUAUUAUUAUUAUUAUUAUUAUUAUUAUUAUUAUGACUCGGUUUCUCUUUAUUUUAUUAUUUUGUGUACAUAAAGUGACUAUCUCUUUGAUAAUGCAAGCACUCCACUCCUCUUUUGUCUCAAAAAAAAAUAUAUAUAAAAAAAUAAUAGUAACUAGGUGUUCAUGCUGAAUUUGUAUUGAGCCUUUAACUUCUAAGAAAUUAAAAGAAAAAAAAGUUA
This is a messenger RNA of Scylla paramamosain (green mud crab), 4429 nucleotides long. Its product is annotated as ice-structuring glycoprotein-like. Gene Ontology annotation, cellular component: cytosol; nascent polypeptide-associated complex. The transcript has 7 exons. The record is from RefSeq and is a predicted model, not a curated record. The coding region runs from base 366 to 3437 and encodes 1023 amino acids. NCBI's taxonomy places the organism in Eukaryota, Metazoa, Arthropoda, Malacostraca, Decapoda, Portunidae.